AUGACCUUCAGUUUGACAGCACAAAUAGUAUGGCUUGUUUGCAGUAUUUCAGAACUUUCCACUCUCCCAAUUGAGUUGUCCAAAUGUAGUAAAGUAAAGGUACUCAAUUGUGACACAAAUCCACUCUUUGGACUGGUUAACCUCAAUACACUUUUAUUGGCACACAACCAACUGGACAGUAUUCCCCCCACUGUGGGACUCCUCAGGAAGUUGAGAAUACUCACAGUGGACGACAACGAACUGACAUCCCUGCCUGAUGAGAUGACCUGGUUGUCCCACUUGGCUGUCCUUUCUGUCUCCAACAACAAACUCACAAGCCUCCCCGAUGACUUUUCGAAUAUGCCCUCCCUGCGUGUACUCCAGUUGUCGGGGAAUCUUCUGUCGUGCAUCCCCCUCUCCAUUUUCAAACUGUCGGUGAUUCCCUCGAUAUAUGUGUCGACUGCCCAGAGGGGGAAUAUUCCUGUGCUGGAAGUGGAGAAUGACACAAUGAUAUGUCAGUACUUCCCUCAGGAGGGGCGUCCUUCCACUCCUGUCCCCCGAAUAGUCCACGUCUCACACUCCAACAAACUGGCCAUCCGGUCGUUGAUGUCAGUCUCCACCAAAUCGGUUUGUCUUGUUUGUGAGUGGAGAAACGACACGGGCAUCUCAACACAUUCGAGUUCGGAGUGUUCGAUGUGGACAGAUCAGCCGGCCGACCCCCCUCAGUCCACCCACAGGAGGUUGUGUGUCCCAACAGUGGUAGAUACUGGGGAAGGAGCAGAAGAGUGAGGGGAGAGGGGUCACUUUCGCGGAUGAGGACUCAUUGGAGGACAUCCCCGCCAGGGAGGCCUGUCGAGUGGAAGUGACUGUUUCCCACCACUUUGGGUUGCAUGGAGUUGGCUUCCGGGUGGUCGAGUUGGCCAA
Molecule: messenger RNA, 903 nt
Organism: Octopus sinensis (East Asian common octopus)
Lineage: Eukaryota; Metazoa; Mollusca; Cephalopoda; Octopoda; Octopodidae
Product: leucine-rich repeat protein SHOC-2-like
Exons: 3
Coding region: 1-768 (255 amino acids)
Molecular function (GO): protein binding
Source: RefSeq, a predicted model, not a curated record